This is a messenger RNA of Brassica oleracea var. oleracea, 691 nucleotides long. RefSeq names its product glycine cleavage system H protein 2, mitochondrial-like. Gene Ontology annotation, biological process: protein lipoylation; glycine decarboxylation via glycine cleavage system. The record is from RefSeq and is a predicted model, not a curated record. Bases 63 to 533 code for a protein of 156 amino acids. Gene Ontology annotation, cellular component: cytoplasm; mitochondrion; glycine cleavage complex. The transcript is spliced from 3 exons. NCBI's taxonomy places the organism in Eukaryota, Viridiplantae, Streptophyta, Magnoliopsida, Brassicales, Brassicaceae.
CCGAUCGGUGAGUGCACUCUCUGUCACUGUUGUUGUGUAUCGUUCAACAUCUCACGAGAAAAAUGGCUGCUAGAUUCUUGUGGGCUUCUAGAGUUGCUUCUCAUCUAAGGAUCUCUGUUGCCCAACGAGGGUUCUCUUCUGUGGUUUUGAAGGAUUUGAAAUAUGCUGAAUCACAUGAAUGGGUGAAGAUUAAUGGGAACAAAGCAACCUUUGGUAUAACGGAUCACGCGCAGGACCACUUGGGUGAUGUGGUCUACGUGGAGUUACCUGAUUUGGGACGUUCCGUGUCACAAGGUGAGAGUUUUGGCGCGGUUGAGAGUGUGAAAGCAACUAGUGAUAUCAAUUCUCCAAUCUCUGGUACUGUGGUUGAAGUCAAUGAGGUGCUGACCGAGUCCCCUGGAUUGGUGAAUACAAGCCCAUAUGAAGAGGGAUGGAUCAUAAAGGUGGAGUUGAGUGAUGCAUGCGAGGCACAGAAGCUGAUGGAUUCAGACAAGUAUUCGAAGUUCUGCCAAGAAGAAGAUGCCAAGCACUGAGCAACAUAGAUUGUUGUUUUCUCAAGCGAAAUAUUGAUCUAUGUAGAUGGAUGAAUCAAGAAAAUUCUGAAGAUUUGGAUUUUGUUUUCUUUUUAAGUUCUUUUUUACUUGAUUGUUUGAAUAAUGGUAAAGAAAAUAAGGUUUGGAUUUUAGAUUGA